This is a messenger RNA of Leptosomus discolor (cuckoo roller), 1390 nucleotides long. The record is from RefSeq and is a predicted model, not a curated record. Lineage: Eukaryota; Metazoa; Chordata; Aves; Leptosomiformes; Leptosomidae.
UUUAGGUAGAUUAAAAGAUGAAGAAAUGCGGUGUCGGAAAUACUUGCAUCCCAGCUCAUAUGGCAAAGUGAUUCAUGAAUGCCAACAGAGAAUGGUAGCUGAUCACUUGCAGUUUCUACAUGCGGAGUGUCACAAUAUUAUCAGACAAGAGAAAAGAAGUGACAUGGCAAAUAUGUAUACUCUACUUCGUGCUGUGUCAAGUGGUUUACCUCAUAUGAUUCAGGAACUACAAAACCAUAUCCAUGAUGAGGGCCUUAGAGCAACCAGCAAUCUUUCUCAGGAAAAUAUGCCAACUCAGUUUGUGGAAUCAGUUUUGGAAGUACAUAGUAAAUUUGUUCAACUCAUCAACACUGUUUUGAAUGGUGAUCAACACUUUAUGAGUGCCCUUGACAAGGCUUUGACAUCAGUAGUUAACUAUAGGGAGCCCAAGUCGAUCUGCAAAGCACCUGAGUUGCUGGCCAAGUACUGUGACAACUUGUUGAAGAAAUCAGCAAAAGGCAUGACAGAGAAUGAAGUAGAAGACAAACUUACAAGUUUCAUUACUGUUUUCAAAUACAUUGAUGACAAAGAUGUAUUCCAAAAGUUCUAUGCCAGAAUGUUGGCAAAAAGAUUAAUUCAUGGUUUGUCUAUGUCUAUGGAUUCUGAAGAAGCCAUGAUUAAUAAACUAAAGCAAGCCUGUGGUUAUGAAUUUACCAGCAAGCUCCAUCGAAUGUAUACAGACAUGAGUGUUAGUGCUGAUCUCAACAAUAAAUUCAACAACUUUAUCAAAAACCAGGACACGAUUAUAGAUUUGGGAAUUAGUUUUCAGAUAUAUGUUCUACAGGCUGGUGCAUGGCCUCUGACUCAGGCUCCUUCUUCUACAUUUGCAAUUCCUCAGGAACUGGAAAAAAGUGUACAGAUGUUUGAAUUAUUUUACAGUCAGCAUUUUAGUGGAAGGAAGCUUACUUGGUUACAUUAUCUUUGUACAGGUGAAGUAAAAAUGAAUUAUUUGUGCAAACCUUAUGUAGCCAUGGUUACAACGUACCAAAUGGCAGUGUUGCUUGCCUUCAACAACAGCGAAACUGUUGGUUACAAGGAGCUUCAGGAUAGUACACAAAUGAAUGAGAAGGAACUGACAAAAACCAUCAAGUCCUUACUUGAUGUCAAAAUGAUCAACCAUGACUCAGACAAGGAAGAGAUAGAGGCAGAGUCUACGUUUUCAUUAAAUAUGAACUUCAGCAGUAAACGAACAAAAUUUAAAAUUACUACAUCAAUGCAGAAAGAUACACCACAGGAGAUGGAGCAGACCAGAAGUGCUGUAGAUGAAGACAGGAAAAUGUAUCUUCAAGCUGCUAUAGUCCGUAUCAUGAAAGCGCGUAAAGUGUUGCGACAUAAUGCUCUUAUUCAGGAG